UUGCAACAUUAAAGCUGAAAAAGAAACAUCAAAAACGCAAAACAAAUCCUAAACAACGUAGUAUCUGGGUGAGAAAUUGGCUGGAAAGAAGAAAUACUAAUGGUGCAUAUGAAACGACUUUACGUGAAUUUCGAGAAGUUGAUAAUCAAAAGUUUCUUUUUAAAAAUUACGUGCGAAUGAACGAAAACAAUUUUAAUGAGUUACUGCAGCUAAUUUCCCCACUUAUUAAAAAAAGAGAUACAUGUUUUCGUGAAGCUAUUCCAGCAAGUCAUCGUUUGGUCUGCACUCUCCGCUUUUUGGCCACGGGCGAUAGCUACAAAAGUCUUUCAGCUUUUUUCCGUAUUGCCAAAAUUACUAUCUCAAAAUUUGUUCCUGAAGUUUGUGAUGCGAUUUACAGUCAACUUCGAAAUACUUACCUGAAGAUACCUUCAACAAAAGAAGAAUGGGCUGAAGUUGCUUCGAAAUUCGAUUUAUUAUGGAACUUUCCUAACUGCAUAGGAGCAGUUGACGGCAAGCAUGUGGUCAUGAUCGCACCAGCAAAAUCAGGAAGUACGUUUUACAACUACAAAGGAACUCACAGCAUAGUGCUUAUGGCAGUUGUUGAUGCCAGUUAUAAAUAUUUGUCAUUCAGAUGGUGGUCGUGA
Molecule: messenger RNA, 644 nt
Organism: Bactrocera tryoni
Lineage: Eukaryota; Metazoa; Arthropoda; Insecta; Diptera; Tephritidae
Product: protein ANTAGONIST OF LIKE HETEROCHROMATIN PROTEIN 1-like
Exons: 3
Coding region: 177-644 (155 amino acids)
Source: RefSeq, a predicted model, not a curated record